UUGAAGGUGAAAAGAUAGCACGAGUGUUAGAAAACCGUACCCCCGCUGUACAAGGGCAUUCUUCCUUCGAUAAGUGUAAAAUAGCACCAGCGGACUUCACUGCGCUAAAAUAUCACCAUUAUUUGUAUCACCUUAGUAAUGCCACUCUCAUUUCCGUCAUGGAUCUAAAAUCUGAACUGUUGAAGUCUAUCUGGUAUGCGUUCACUUCACUGGACGUGGAGCACAGCGGAAAAGUGUCCAAGUCGCAACUAAAGGUACUCUCCCACAAUCUGUACACAGCUCUGAAUAUCCCUCAUGACCCUGUGGCUUUGGAGGAGCACUUCCAGGAUAACGACAAUGGGCCAGUGUCCAACCAAGGCUAUAUGCCAUACCUAAACAAGUACAUUCUGGCAAAGGCCACUGAAGGUACUUUCAACAAGGAGACAUUUGAUGAGCUGUGCUGGAUGAUGGCAGCUAAGAAGAACUUUAAGCCCAGUAUUCAGCAGGGCAGUUGUUCGCAAAGAGACUGCUUCAAACUCUUCUGCUUGUUUAAUCUGCUGUCUGAGGACCAUUAUCCACUCAUAAUCAGCUUGCCUGAGUUGGAGUACCUACUGAAGAAGAUCUCUGCAGCAAUGAGUCAGGAGUGGGAUGGUAAGCUGCUGGAGGCCCUGCUAGCCCAGGAGAUCUCUCUACACAGUGGCCUAUCUGUGUGGCUGUUCCUGGAGCACCUAGGUGCUGGCCACCUCAUGCAGCUGGACAGCAAGGAGACCUUCAGCCUGGCCCUGGAUGAGGUCUUCAUGGAAAUGUACCACAAUGUGCUGAAGAAGGGUUACAUGCAGAAAAAGGGGCAUGUGCGUAGGAAUUGGCAGGAACGCUGGUUUGUGCUGAAGCCAGACGUCAUGGAGUACUAUGUCAGCGAGGAUCUGAAGGAGAAGAAAGGGGAACUCCAGCUGGAUGGGAGCUGUGUGGUGGAGACCAUCCCUGAUAAGGAAGGGAGACGAUGUUUGUUCUGUGUGAAGACUCCAGGAAGGACAUAUGAGAUGAGUGCAUCAGACCAGAAACAGAGAGUGGAGUGGAUUCAAGCUGCGCAGACAGCCAUCCGGCUGAAGACUGAAGGGAAGAGCUCACUGCAUAAGGAGCUGAAGCUGCGCAGGCGGGAGCUGCGGGAGCUCAGCCAGAACAGGCAGAGUGGCCAGCAAAUGCAGAGCAGUGAGAGCGAUGAUGGAGGACAGAGCGACAGCAAUGGCCAGAGUGCCCUGAGAAGAGUGAAUAGCGAGGGUCAACGGAGUGAUGACAGCAGCCAGAGAACACAGAGCAGCCAGAGUGAGCCCAGCCCUAAGGAUGAGUGGUCCAGCUUGGAGACGCAGCAUGAGGAGCUCGACUUGGGGAUUAUAGACAUCAUCCAGCAACACAUGGAAAUGGAAGCCCAGCGUAAAGAUGAGGAGGCCCGUGAAACAGAGAAGCAGAAUCAGAAGCAGCGAGAGCUGGAGAGACAGCUGAAGGAGGCAAAUGCAGCCAAGGAGACCUUAGAGGCUGAACUGGCUAAGAUGCAGAGGGAAGCUAACCAACAGAAGGAGAGGAUCCGAGAGCUAGAGCUCACGCAGCAGAAACUGGAGGAGGUGCUCAACCUGCAGACACAAGCCCGCUUAGAAGAGGAAAGGGCCCGAUGUGAGGUCGAGAGACAGCUGGAAGAGGAGCAGAGGAAGCUGUCUGAGUUGCUGCUACUUCAGAGACGCUUGGAGACUUCUGCUCCUGCAGAAAGGACUCAAGAGGAGGAGAAGCAGACCCUAGAAGAUGUGGAACUCAGACCCUCUCCUGCCUCCAACUCCCAGCCAAGCUCCCAUUCAACCCAGCCCCCAGCAGAAGCAGUGGAAACCCAUUCUUCCACCCUGGAGAAAGUGUCAGAAACUCAUUCUAAGGUUCCACAUAUGAGACAGUGGAAUGUCCAGAUGAACCGCCUUAUGAAGCCCAUCACGCCAGCAGACAAACUGAAAUGCCUGCCAGUAAAGUCCACGUUCCCCAAAUACGACAAGGCACUUACCAGCACAGAGUUCAUCACAAAGUACCAGACAAAUGUAACUCAAGAAACAGAAUUCUCAGACAGACAGCUGCUGGUCAAAGGAGAGGAAGCAGGAUCUAAGGAGCCAGUCACUGUACCUGAGACAGAAGAACUACAAAUGAAAAACAAGGAAGAAGAGCAGACCAAAGAGCUGACAUAGUCACCCACAGAGCCAGAUUAUACACAAAAUCUGUCCCAUUUACAAUCUUGUCACCUUACAGAAAAGAAUAUAUUAUGGUUAAUCAUGAAAAACUUUAAAUUAUGACAGCUCAGAAUUAGUAUUCAUUAUUACCUAUUCUUGAUAAACCAAGCCACUAGUAAGUGUUAUUAUAGUAGGUCUUAUUAGUAUGUCUACUAGGCAUAAUACCUAUUUCCUGUUUCAGGCUUUGUCAUAUACACCAGCUAUUAUAUUCAUACAGGAACAGCUGUUCCAGAGAACUGAUACUAUGAUUCCAUCAGGACUGUAAAUUAAAUGACUGGACUAUAAUAAGUCAACAGAUUUUUAAUAUUUUUAAAUGUUUAAAUCAUAUAUUGUUUGUAAUGCUUUGAAUCCAAACUUGUUUUUUCAUUUGCCUUUAUGCUUUUGUAUUGGUAUACCGGGUUGCGCUAGUGCCUGUUGUUUGUAAUUCUAUUGAUGACCAGUAGGGGAGGCAGUUGUUUUGGGAUAUAUUGUGACAUGACCUGAUAAUACCUCUUCGUGAACUUAUAAAUAUUCUCCCUAAUACAUUGGAUAUUCAGAG
Electrophorus electricus (electric eel) is the source of this 2778-nucleotide messenger RNA. RefSeq names its product DEF6 guanine nucleotide exchange factor c (gene def6c). Gene Ontology annotation, cellular component: cytoplasm; nucleus. NCBI's taxonomy places the organism in Eukaryota, Metazoa, Chordata, Actinopteri, Gymnotiformes, Gymnotidae. The record is from RefSeq and is a predicted model, not a curated record.